Molecule: messenger RNA, 1626 nt
Organism: Angiostrongylus costaricensis
Lineage: Eukaryota; Metazoa; Nematoda; Chromadorea; Rhabditida; Metastrongylidae
Source: the annotation of a GenBank genome assembly
AUGUGGCACCAAUGUGAGCAGAAAUGCAAGAAUGUCUGCGUGGAUGCUUGCGUCGCAAGGUCGUUACAGCCGUCUCUUUGCGAAAAGACAUGCACCAGCGCUUGUCGAUUCGGUUGUCAAAGCUCACCACAAGCUUCUUUAUCAUCAGGCCAUCCUAUUCAAUUCGACAUCGACCUGAAUGAUCCGUUUUAUGAGUCUAACUGCGAUCAAAAAUGUGGUCAAACCUGCCACGCGCAGUGCAUAUCGCAAGGAAAUCCAGCAGCUGAUUGCGCAAAAUUUUGCCAGCAGCAGUGCGGUAUGUCAUGCCUUACCCGAACGCCAACUCAGGUAGAUUUAUCUCAACCUGCACCAAAUCCAUGCGUUCAGCGUUGUAACACCGCCUGCCAACAAUCUUGCACAUCUGAACAACGACCUCUGUGCUUGGUCACAUGCAAUGUGGCAUGCCGAAAGCGCUGCCUAUAUGAUAGUUCGCCCACGAAGACGAGGCUCGAAGGAGCCACACUUCUUGUAUGCAUUGAUCCAUGUAUGCCAGCUUGCCUUCCCUCUUGCAUAAACUCUCCAACUCUUGCACCUUCACUUUUCACCCCAACGUUUCCUGCUUCACAUGCUCAAACAGUAGACUUGUUCACAACUACUAGAAGUAGUGCCACUACCAGUACCUCAACUAUUCUACCACUAGAAAUCAACAUCAACUUCAUCUCAUGUCCUGUUGCCUGUCAACCAACAUGUGAAAGUUCUUGUAUACAGACGCAAUGUAUUCCAACGUGUAGACCGGCCUGUUUAGAGAGCUGUAUUGUCGCCUCGAAAACGACUACACCAGUUUCUGCUCUAACGCAGCAACACUGUAUUCCUGCCUGUCAACCACAAUGCUUAGAAUCCUGUAUCAAAGCCCAAAUCUUGCGACAAAAGUGUAUUUCUGCUUGCCAACCGGCGUGCGAUCCAAGCUGCAUUAGGGCCACAAUGACACCUCCUGCCCCGAUUGCUUUGCCACCGGUAGUAUCAAUUCGUGCAUUGUCGACGCUUAUUCCAAAUCAGUGUGUUCCAGCAUGUAUGCCAGCUUGCGAUUUCCUGUGUAUCCAAAUUCAGACACUCGUUCGAAGUUCGCCAGCACCUCUUCAUGCUUCUUACAUCUGCUUACCUGCGUGUCAGCCGUCUUGUAAACCAUCCUGCAUUAAAAACAUUUACAAAAUGAUCGAUGCUGCCAUUCCUCAGAACCAGCGAUGUACUCAAGCUUGUAUGCCGCAGUGCACUCCAGAAUGUCUUUCAUCUCAGGUAGCUCCAGCUCCGAGACCAUUAUCAGUCGCUACAUCACCAGUCGCAACACCAGCACCGUCACUACCUUACGUUCAGUGCGUUUACGCUUGUCAACCGACUUGUCUACCAAGCUGCAUUCAAGAGACAUCACUCACUGCACCAUCACUCGCAUCAAAAUGUGUUUCCGCUUGUCUGCCAAGUUGCGAAACUUCGUGUAUUCAGCAACAUGCUAGUUUUAACACCACUGUAACCAAAAACAAAAUUCAGUGUAUCGAAGCGUGUCGUCCAACAUGUGAACCGCCGUGUAUCCUGCGUCACAAUGUCGCACAGGUAGAGUUAACCAGGUCUCUUUUACGAUUAUACGAUUUCUGA